Molecule: messenger RNA, 4996 nt
Organism: Polyodon spathula (Mississippi paddlefish)
Lineage: Eukaryota; Metazoa; Chordata; Actinopteri; Acipenseriformes; Polyodontidae
Product: serine/threonine-protein phosphatase 4 regulatory subunit 1-like
Exons: 20
Coding region: 166-3021 (951 amino acids)
Biological process (GO): protein dephosphorylation
Molecular function (GO): protein binding; protein phosphatase regulator activity
Source: RefSeq, a predicted model, not a curated record
UCUGUCUGAAACAUAGUUGUGUGUUGAGGUAACGCAUUCGCGUUUGACACAAUUCCAACAGCAGUUAUUAAUAUAGCACUGUGUACUGUACUGGACAAUUCUGCCAAAAAAGAAAGUGAAGUGCAACUCGGGUUUGACAGAGAGCGCUUUUCUGCUGAGUAGCCCAUGAACAGGCUUUCUUUAUACUUUGAAGAUGGUCAUGAUGAUUUGGAUGAUUUUGGAUUUGAUGACUAUGGUACAGAGUGUGAUGGAAUUCGGAUAACUGCUUUUCUGGAUGCUGGGCAGGACAAUCUAACACCAUUGGGCCGUCUAGAAAAAUAUGCCUUCAGCGAGAACGAGUUCAACAGGCAGAUCGUGGCGAGGGGGUUGCUGGAUGUCUUGCGGGAAUUCAGCGACAAUGAAAAUGAUUUCCUCACAGUCAUGGAGACUGUUGCCAGGAUGUCAGAAGAUGGAGAGCCGACAGUGCGGGCUGAACUGAUGGAGCAGGUCCCCAAUAUCGCCAUGUUUCUCCAUGAGAGGAGACCCAACUUCCCCGUGGCUUUCUCCAGGUACCUGAUACCUAUUGUGGUGAGGUACCUGACCGACCCAAACAACCAGGUGAGAAAGACGAGCCAAGCUGCGCUGCUGGUUCUGCUGGAGCAGGGUCUGAUCAGCAAGAACGACGUUGAGAGCAAGGUGUGCCCUGUGCUUCUGGACCUCACCACACCAAGCAGCGACGACGACUACAAGAUAGAGGCCGUGGCUAUAAUGUGCAAAUUGGUCUCGAUGUUAACCAAGGACACCGUGGAACAUCUGCUUCUGCAUCGAUUCUGCGAUCUGUGCAGCGAUGGAAGGUUGUUCCAAGUUCGUAAGGUAUGUGCGGCUAAUUUUGGGGACUUCUGCAGCAUUGUUGGACAGGAUGCCACAGAAAAGCUUUUGAUUGCUAAAUUCUUUGAGCUGUGCUCGGACAGCGUGUGGGGUAUACGCAAGGCAUGCGCAGAGUGCUUUAUGACCGUGUCCAACUCCACCUCCCCUGAGGUCCGGCGGACAAAACUGUCCCCCCUCUUCAUCAGCCUCAUCAGCGAUCCCUCCAGAUGGGUUCGCCAGGCUGCUUUCCAGUCCCUUGGUCGGUUUAUUUCCACAUUUGUCAAUCCUACAGGCGCAGGGCUGUACUUCAAAGAAGACGUAGCCCUGCGCGAGCUUGCCAAGUGUACUCCAGCAGUGAGGUCAGAAAUCCCUGUUGAGGGCUACACCUGCAGAGAACAAGGCAAGAAUUGCUGUGAGUCUGGAAACUGCAAAGGUGCACCCACUGCAGGCAGUGAGGCUGCCCUCGUCAUCCCUAGCAACUGCACUGAAGAGCAGGAUGCUCAGCCAGCAUCGCCCGUCCCCUGCAAAGCAGAGGAGCAGUGCUGUCUUCCAGCUGCCAGUGAGAACAAUAACAACAGUGCAGAAGCAUCUCCAAUUAAACCAGAGAAGCACGGCUCGGCGGCGCAGAGCAGCGAGGACACCUACAACUCCUUUAACUACUGGAGACCUCCGCUCCCAGACAUCAGCCAGGACCUGGAGCUGCUGCAGGCACAAGUGAAGGGGGAGACAGAAUCCGUCUGGAGCUCCGAGGGACCAGCUACCCACAGAGAAAUCCAGAAAGCUCUGGAGAGUUUGCAGCCUCACAUGGAUGACCUCGAUGUGCAAGCACAGGUACAGGUCCUGUCUGCUGCCCUUAAAGCAGCCCAGCUGGAUGUAAACUCGGAAGAGGAGAUGCCAAAGGCUAGUCAGGAUUCCUGCAGUACAGAGCAGCAGCAGCAGGAGCAGGAGCAGCAGGAGACUCCGUUGCCAGCAUCACCCUCAGAUGGUGCGGACCCUUCAGACAGCAAAGCCCCACCAGUUUCAAAUGUGGGUGUUGAGGACCAGCCCCCUGUGAAGAAACUUCCCCUCAUCUAUGACCCUUAUGAUAACAGGAUGCUGCCCCAGCUGAUUGAGAGUGUGCACAAGCUGCACAUGGAGCAGGACCCUGAUCUGCUGUUUGAAGAAGAGAAAUCCAAGAUUCAGAAUGUCAUCCCGCAGCAGCUGUUGGACCAGUACCUGUCAAUGACAGACCCUGCCCGAGCCCAGACUGUGGACACUGAAAUUGCCAAACACUGUGCCUUCAGCCUGCCCGGCGUGGCACUGACCCUGGGCCGACAGAACUGGCACUGCCUGAAGGACACCUACGAGACCCUGGCUACCGAUGUGCAGUGGAAAGUACGCCGAACGCUGGCCUUCUCAAUCCACGAGCUGGCUAUGAUUCUGGGAGAGCAGCUGACAGCAGCUGAUCUCGUACCCAUCUUCAAUGGUUUCCUGAAAGACCUGGAUGAGGUGCGGAUCGGAGUCUUGAAACACCUCUACGAUUUCCUCAAGCUGCUUCAUGCUGAUAAGAGGAGGGAGUACCUGUUCCAGCUGCAGGAGUUCAUGGUGACUGAUAACAGCCGCAACUGGAGGUUCAGAUACGAACUGGCAGAGCAGCUGAUCCUGAUCGUUGAGCUGUACAGCCACAAUGACGUAUACGACUAUCUGAGGCAAAUUGCACUGACGCUGUGCUCUGAUAAAGUAUCUGAAGUCCGAUGGAUCUCUUACAGGCUGGUGGUGGAGAUCUUGAGGAAGUUCUACAGGAAUGGGGCCAAUGACCUGGGCUUGAACUUUCUCAAUGAGCUAGUAAUGAGAUUCUGCCAUUGUCCCAAGUGGGUGGGAAGACAAGCUUUUGCUUUCAUUUGCCAGGCUGUGGUAGAAGAGGAUUGCAUGCCCGUGAGCCAGUUUGCUGAGCACUUACUCCCCAGUCUCAUUGCACUGUCUGCAGACCCUGUGGCUAACGUCAGAGUGCUUGUAGCCAAGGCUUUGCGGCAGACUGUACUGGAGAAAGCGUACUUCAAGGACGCAGCUUGCCCCCAUCAGCAGACUGUUGAAGAGACUGUGAUGGCCUUGCAGGCUGACAGGGACCGGGAUGUCCGGUUCUUUGCUAGUUUGGAACCAUCAACAAGCACAGAGGACACUGCUGCCUUAAUUUAAUGACAUGUCAAUGGAGAAAAGAAAACAAGUAGUACACUGAAUUGAAGCCAGCACACCGUCUGAACAGGCCACAGUGCUCGUGUGCCCUCUGCGCCCCGAAGGUGACCAGUUCAGAAGCCAGCACUGUGACUCGGUGGGGUGGAGUUCAUCCUGGGCUGUGGUCAGCAGGAGGGCUCCUCUCCGGUGGAACGGGGAUAGCAGUGGUCUGCCGCGCAGAGGCGAAAGUUAAUGCACACAAUAGGGAUUAAAUAGUAAAGUCUGUUGGACAAGACGAUCCUGUAUCCGCCGAUGCUAUUUCAGUAAAUAGUGCUGCUCAGACAGUGGGAUUGCCUGAUUGUAUUACAGUAUAAGCGUUUAAUAUAAAAAUAUUUGUAAAUAAUUUCAACGGUUUUCUUUAAGCUUACUGUAAUAUCUUUUAUUUUUUUUAUUUUAUUUUUUUUUUUAGAAAAAUAGAUGUUUUAAAAAGAAAGAAAUAAAACACUCAGGGCUCCACACAGUUCAGUUGCCCAUACACGACCAGGACCUGUUUAGCUCUGUUCUCAACUCACAGGGCUUUCCAUAGCUGACCCUUUGCCUGUCUCCUUUUCCUGCAACAUCUGCACGACUUGAGCUUCAGCUGCAGUUCCCUACCGCCGUUGUGUACAAGUGGGCUUCUAAAACAGGAGACCACUGACCUACAAAAUGUAUUUAAGAGGUAGGCUGAGCAUGCUGUCCAGCAGAUUAAACUCACAGCCACUCAGUCCAGCUCCAUCUAUAACCACUACAUGGUUUGGGUAGAUUUCUUCCUGUUGAACAACUGCACACGUCCACAGACACGCCUUUGUGUUUUUUGUGCAAGAUAAAGGCUGCUCUGCGGAAGUAGAAAGCACUAUGGUUUAUUAAACUGAUCCAUAUAAGUGUGAUAUUUACAAUAGCAGGAAAGAGAGAAGUCUGAAUAUGGGAUAUGCCCCCAUAAUUCAACCCGUACAGGAGCUUUAAGUGUGAGUGGAGCGCUGUGAAGAGAGGAAAGGGCAGGCUGAAUAGUACUGUCAGAUCACUAUGCAAAGAGCAGCAUCCAGUGCACUUUGCUGGAGGAUGGGAGAGGCACAGUGUGAUGGACUAUUCAGUAGCCCAGCAAACUGUCAAGCAAGUGAAAGGAUGCGGGGUACUUGUGAUGGGAGAGCAGUGGAACAAGGUUGCAGGAGCAGCUUCGUGGGUAACUAGUGGGCCAGUCAGUCUGGCUGAGUCAGCAGCAGUGGGGUCUCUGAUGAUCAGUGCAGGAGCAGCUUCACAAGUGGGCAGGAUCCCAAAGUUCGUCUCUGCUCCAUGUCUGGGACAGCACAUACUAUGGCCAGUAAAGGGGGUGGGUAGUGUUCGGACUGUCGCAUGUUCAUUUAAAGGAUUUUUCUAUUUAAUUUUUUAUUUUUUUUGUAAAGGAAGAAGGUUGGUGUAUUGUUUUGUGGGAGCAUUGUGUACCACCUUCAGCAAGCACUGGGUUACAUGUAGCAAGCUGAUAGAUCUCAGAAGGGGCAACCCCCCCUGCCUCCUUCCUAAAUUCUAAAGCCUGUGUGUGGGUUUGUGUUUCCAGACCUCUGUUCACAGAUCACAAUGUCGGAAUAAGGCCAAGCCUCAGCAGUGUUUAUUUGUCAGGGUCUCUGAACUUUUUAAUGUUAUAGAAAUGUUUAUAAAUAUUUUAUGCAGAGUUUAAUGUUUUUCUAAAUGUACCUUGUUUAUUGAUUUAAAAUACUUUGUAUACUAACUUUGCAGUUUUCAAAGCAUUUAAAAGUAAUUGUCAGUUUUUAACGUCAUACAUUUUUUUUUUAUUAUUUUCUGUAAUUUUGAUUAGCCUUCAAUAAACAAAUCUGGUUAUGUGUGUGGAAGAAAAUGCCUAGAUUAAAUGUAAUUACACAGGAAAGUGGGAGAUGUUUAUGCACAACUAAAUAAUUUAAAAUAUUGUAACCACGUUUACCAAUCACCAAUAGUACACAUUUUUAAA